Messenger RNA from Paramecium tetraurelia, 2528 nucleotides. RefSeq lists its product as uncharacterized. The record is from RefSeq and is a predicted model, not a curated record. Gene Ontology annotation, cellular component: CCR4-NOT complex. Gene Ontology annotation, biological process: negative regulation of translation; mRNA catabolic process. Lineage: Eukaryota; Ciliophora; Oligohymenophorea; Peniculida; Parameciidae. Gene Ontology annotation, molecular function: protein binding. The transcript has 5 exons.
GAUGAAUUCAUAAAAAAAUAAAUAAUAUGUAUUACAUUGUUCUUUUACUUUCUCCAAUAUUAAUUACGAUUUGACAAUAUUAUAAUAUCAAGUGUUCUAUGAAUCCCUGUCUUAGAAUGUUUGAUUACUUAAUUUAGAAUUAUUCAUAAAAAAAAUUAAUGAGAGAGAUAUUUGCAAAUUCUAAUAAUAUUAACACAAUUUUCAUAGUUAAAUAGAGUGAUGCCAAGAGUUAAUUCGAUCAAGGAAGGAAAUAUUAAGUUCCUGGGAUAAAGGAGAUAUUAUUCUAAUUCAGAUUUUAUUUUAUGAAAGGGAUUUUGAAAUAUUUUGUUUAUAAUUUAUGGCAUAGUCUUUUACAAUCUUAUAAAAUUCCUUUAAACAUUUUGGACAGGGACAUUACAAAGAGUCAAUGGAGGAAUUACAGAAAUUUAAGCAAUUAAAAGAGCAAUCUGAUCAAAAUCAAUCUAUGGUGCAAAUAAAUGAAAAUAUCAUUCUUUGUGAAUACAAUAUCACCAAAGAUGCUAAUGCUUGCAUAAAUAAACUAGAUGAAAUAAUUGAUGAAAUUAAAAAGCCUUCUCCCUAGAAAAAGAAGAAACAAGAAGACGAUAGCAUUUUAUAAUUCAACAAAGCAAUUAUGUUCUUUUUGAGUGGAAAGGUCAGAUAGGCUCACAACCUAUUGAAAUAUUUGAAAGACAACUAUAACUUGGACAUUUACUUAAAUAUCAAGGUGCAUUUGCUCUUAGUUGAAACAUCAUUUUAAUUAUAAGAAUUUUUGUAUGCAAGCGAAUUGUAUAAGAAACUAUCAUCGGAAGAUACUUUAAAAUCCUUACAAAAUAAAAUUACCAAGUCCAAUUAAGUGGACGAUUAAUAAUAAUAAUCAUAGUCAAUCUAUACAUCAUUGUUGUUAGGUUCUGAUCUGCCUUAUCCAGAUGCACAUCCAAACACUUUUAGCAAAGAGGAAUUUUUAUUCAUAUUAAACGUGAUUAAAUUUCGAUUUUACAUCGUUUCAAAUACUAAGGAUUGGAAUAAAAAAUUAAAUAGUUUAGAAUAAGCCUUUAAAACUUAUAUGCGUUAAUUAGAUCAAUAAUCAGGCAUGUAAUAAGAUUAAGCAGUCUAAUUUUCAGCAGAGACCCAACCCUAUCUGAAUUUGCAUUCAUAAAUGAUGUUCUAAUAAUUGAAGGCAUAAAGACAAGUCGCUUUGAAUGAAAAUGUUGGACAAUGCAUCAAGAUGAUCAACCCAUGUGCAGAAAAAUAAAAUCAAUAAAAUUAAGAUUUUAUCUAGAGUAAACAAUCCUUAUAUUUGACUUAAAUAUAUAAUAAUUUGGGCUGUGUACAUGCAAAAUUGGGUAAGUAUGCCUUGGCUGCAGUCUACUUCCAUAAAGCCAUUACCCAAACGAGAUAAGUGUUAUAAUCACCUAAUCUUUAUGAAAGCGUAAUUUAAACAAAUGUCAAAUAAAGAUAAUUUGCCAUCUAUCAAAAUUUAGCUGAUGCCUUGUUCAUGGAUUAGAAAUAUUAGAAAGCGUUAAACAUUUAUAAUCAAUUGCAGGAAGCUUGUAAUCAAAGUGCAAAAUUUUGGUACAAUAGAGGUGUUUGUUAUAUACAAUUGUAUCAUGAAUUUAAUCCUGAUAAGAAUGAAAUUUAUGAAAUAUCAGAAGAACAUUCUUAAAUCAAUACCUAAGAGGAGGGAAAGAAGAUUAUACUUUAAAGCAGAGAAAUUUAUAGUGAUGCUGAUGAAGAAUAUUAAGAUUAAUUCUAUAAGAUUGAUUAAAAGAGUGAAGAAAAUAAGUUAGUACAACCAAAAGUAAUCAAAGAACUUUUAAACAAUGCUAUUAAAUCUUUCCGUAAUGCUAUUAUAUUAUCGAAGAAAGAAAAGAGGGAAGAAACUAUUUAGAUAGAUUAGGAGUAAUUAUUAAUUGCAGGUUCGUAGUUAUUUGAAUCCUCAAUCGUCUUUUUAACAUACGCCUACCUUUGCAGAGGAGAUUAUAACUUAGCCUUGCAAUAAGGAAAGGAGGCAUUAGAAUACAAUCUGUCUGAUAGUAAUAAAUACACUAUAAUACAAUAUGUACUGGAAGCCUAUAUUUCUACUUCAAAAAUUAAAGAAGCUACAAGCUAUCUUAAUAGUAAUGGAGUGGCUAAUUUCCUAAAUAAAUUCAUUAAUUGCAAUUUGUAAGUUCAGUGUAGGAAUGUAAUUGGAAUACAAACCACUUGUUUUUCAAGUUAAAGUCCCAAGGCCAUAAGUCAUUUUAAUUAAGCUGCUUUACAUUUACAUAAUAAUCAUUUACCUCAAGCUUGGAACUCUAUUUAAUCUUUGAUGAGUUGCUGCGAUAUCACGAUUAACUAAAUUAAUCAAGUUAUUCCAGUGCCCUUUCUAAAUUUAUUAAUAUGGUAUUAUUUGAAAUCAGAUUAAGCGUAAUUAGCCAUACAUUUAAUAAAGAGAAGAAGAUUGUUAACAGGAUAAAUGGGAAAAAAUAAAAUAUCUCUGUUAAAUAUUACAAAAUGAUAUAGAUAUAAAUAAUAGUUAUUUUAUAUAU